AUGACAACAGAAACAGAAAGAGGUCGACAAAGGUCUUGUGUUGGUCAACCCACUCGAAUUCCUCGUUCUGUUCACCUCAUUCAAUCAUCCAAGUCUUGCACUCGUAGAAUUGUACAGGAAUCCAGCCAUACCAUCACAUCAGCCAAUGUCUGUCCUCAACAACCGACCAUCAAUUCAUCACCCUUGUCUUUAAACACUUUGGAAUCCUCAAACUCAUUCAGUAGCAGCAAGUCUUCCAUUAACCGCAACUCUUUAUUCUCCACUACAAACUGUUAUAAAAAAUGUAGAGCAGACUCUUGUGUGUGUAAAGACCAGCCGUCAUCUGCUUGCUGUCCUCGAUUGCUUGACUAUCACAAACUUGAAUCUUCAACUGCGUUGGUUGACACCUGCCAAAUUGACAGUCUGGAUGCCGUAAAUAAAUAUAUAAAACUCAACGAUAGUGUUCAAUCUGCUACAGCUGAUUCAUCUCCACGUGACACAGAUAUGCUGCAUAAAUCUCCUCUUCCAAAGAGUAAUCCUGCACAGUCUAAACCUCAUAGUCAUCACAGUUACACUUAUCGGAAUUUGAGUGUUGCUACUGCUCGUACUGACAGACCAGAAACUGAUCAUCUGUGCACUUUUACUGUGGAGAUGGAAGAUGCUGCCAUGAAUAAAAUAAAACGGUCUGGCAGUCAGACUAAUGUUCGUCGAAGUAUCUUUUUUCAAGGACCCGACAGUCAUGGUGUUGACGAAGACGACGAACAGUUUGUAUAUAAAGGGAUUCCUGGUCCCAACUCUUGUGGUCAUUCUCGCACCAUUUCACAAUUCAAUCGUAUCAAAACCAAACAUCUUGCUGAAUGGGAUUCAAUUCCAUCUUCCCACUCUGCUGUACAUACUCAUGGCUCAUCUCAUCCAUCUCACUGUCCCGAUCUACGAGAAAAAUCUUCUGCUAUGCCAUCUUCGCUUACUCAAUUACGUGCUUUGGGAUACCAUCAUCCCAAAGUAUCCCGAUCUAGUGUAGGGGAUUCUUUCCCAUCCACCGAUCCUUUGCUUACUUUGACUCCUUCCAGUGAUACAACAUUGGUUUCGGAUUUCGAUGAGCAAACCCCUCUGUUCAAUUACUAUCAGCACUACCAACUCUCCAGAAUCGCAACAGCUCAACAACUAGAGAAACUAGAUAGGCAUAAAACAAAUGCGAAAACGAACUUGAUUUUCAGUAUAUUGAUUUCCAUAUUUAUUGCCACUUCAAUCCUUGCGUUUUGUAUUCAGCCAUUGGUGAUUCCGCAAGCUCGUCGCAUUCAAAACAUUGUCGCUAAGCCUGAUUUGUUUCAGUUUGAUAUGCUUAUAUCUGCAUCCAAUUUCAAUAUCGUUCCUAUUGAUGUGUUCAAGGUCGAUUUGGACGUGUAUGCUUCUGCUAACUUUGAACUGUUUCUCCCUACACUAGAGGAUGGUGUAAAACCUGCCGCAAACUCUGCUGAAUUGGCCCCAGAACUAUUGGGCCAUGUUCGGCGUUUCAACAAUGCAAUAACAUUUGCUCCAGUUUACGACUCUGAAAACCUUGUGGCUACUAUUACUCUCGUUGAUCCUAGCAGCACUGCGGGAAAAAUUAUAUACCUUAACCUGCCCUACGCAUUGACAAUCAAGGGCAGUUUGCAUUACUCUACACUAUGGUCACUUACUCAUUACAAAAUCCCCGUUUGUUAUAUUCAUCGUAUUGAAAAUGGUGUCGUGGCACAUACAAGCUCAUGCCAUCUUUCGACACAGUAA
Batrachochytrium dendrobatidis JAM81 is the source of this 1746-nucleotide messenger RNA. RefSeq lists its product as uncharacterized. NCBI's taxonomy places the organism in Eukaryota, Fungi, Chytridiomycota, Chytridiomycetes, Rhizophydiales. The transcript has 6 exons. Bases 1 to 1746 code for a protein of 581 amino acids. The record is from RefSeq and is a predicted model, not a curated record.